CCAUUACUAAAUACAUUUUGUAUUGACUUACACAACAGUAACUUAGGGCAUUGAAUAAAUCAAUUAUGCAAGCUGGUUCGCCAAACCAUGCAGAAGACAAGACGACGCGUGCAAACCACUAUCUAACCAUACGGCCGUUUAUUUAAUGUGCAAUCUGUAAGGAUCAUUUGAACGUUUUGGAUAUGGAGCAAUGAUGUCAGUUGUUGGAGCUAUACUGGACAAGGUUGUUAAUUUCAGUUGUGAAAUUAGCAAAGAAAGUUUCGGACACAGAGAGCAAUGAGGUUUUAUUUGGAAACUACUUAACAAAGAUGCGGUUGUUAAUUUGAUUUCACAUUUUAGAAGAGCAAAAAGCGUUGGACAUGGACAAUGGCAUUGCAUUUGGAAAAAGCUUUACACCGACACAGCUGUUAAAUGGAAUACGCGUGUGAAAUGAGGAGUACAAGUGUAUUGGACAUAUGUCAAUGCUAUUAUAUCUAUGUUAAGUACUUUACACGGACACAACCAUUGUAAAAGUGGUUACACACGUUAGAGGAGCAGAGCAAUUCACGAGUGUUUCGGACAGAGAGCAAUGAUUAUACAUAUGUCAAGUUACUUUCUCCGUCACAACCGGAAUACACAUUGGGAAUGGGCAAGGCAACUGUUACGGAUAUGUAGCAUUAAUGUUACAUAUAAAUUAAUUCUUCAAAGAAAUACAGAGAUCAUGUAAGAGAAGACACUUGUAUUCCUCAAACAAGACAUUGAAGACCUUUAAAUAUUAGAUAAAAAUGAGCUCUGAAGCGGAGCCAUCAUUCAGGUGCGGAAUAUGUUCGACUGAGUUCAUGGAGUGCCGGCAAUUACUGACUCACAUGAAAAUUCACACCGGAGAGAAGAAAACAUUUACGUGCGAGACAUGUGAUGCUGUUUUUUCUCUUAAAAGUAAUUUGCAGCGACACAUGAAAAUUCACACUGGAGAAAAACCAUACAAGUGUGAGACCUGUUCUGCGGCGUUUGCACGUGGGACUGAUUUACGUAAGCACAUAAGAAUACACACAGGAGAGAAACCAUACAAGUGUGAGAUAUGUGGUUUAGCUUUUAAUCAAACGUCAAAUUUACAAGGACACAUGCGCGCGCACACAGGUGAUAAACCAUAUAAGUGUGAUGCAUGUGCCGCAGCUUUUGUACGUGGAUCGGAUUUACGGAAGCACAUACUAAUACACACUGGAGAGAAGCCACACAAAUGUAUGAUAUGUGGCUCGGGUUUCACUCAAAAAUCUAGUUUAAAAGGACACAUGAGAAUACACACUGGAGAGAAGCCACACAAGUGUGAAACAUGCGGCGCAGAAUUUACACACAAUUUCCAUUUACAGCGACACAUUAAAAUACACACUGGAGAGAAGCCAUACGAUUGUGAGAUCUGUGGUGUAUCUUUUUCACAUAAGGGUCAAGUAGCGGUACACAUGAGAUUGCAUACUGGAGAGAAGCCAUACAAGUGUGAGGUAUGUGGCGUAAAUUUUGCACGUAAAGCGCAAGUAGCAGAACACAUGAAAUUUCAUACUGGAGAGAAGCCAUACAAGUGUGAGAUAUGUGACAUAACUUUUACACAUAAAGCUCAAGUAGCGGGACACAUGAGAUUUCACAACGCAGAAACAAAGCCAUAAACGUGUUAGAAAAACUGUGCGGCAUUAACUCAAAAGUUUUUAAUUAAAGGAAAAAAACACACCGAUUUAAAAUACAUAAAAAAUGUGAUACGGAUGUAUUUUAUUUACGGGUAGAUGGGACUAUACUCAGGAGAAAAAAAUCAUGCAAACGUUAAGCACAGACUUCCCCAAGUGACUCAUAAAUGGGUAAAUGAAACUCCACUAAGUAGAAACACCAUACACGUGUCAAGUGAAAGUUUUACUCAAAGGUUUCAUAUACGGGUAGAUCAGACUUCACUCAGGAGAAACGCCGUAAAAAGUGUAAUUUUUGUGGUUGGAUUAUUUUCAAAGGACUCAUUUACGGGUAGACGAGACUUCACUCAGGAAAAACGCCGUUAUAAGUGUCUAGUGUGUGGUUCGGAUUUUCUCAAAGGUCUUAUUUAUAGGAAGACGAUUCUUCACUCAGGAGAAACGCCGUAAAAUGGUCAACUGUGUUGUUUGGAUAAUUCUCAAAGGUCUUAUUUAUAGGAAGACGAGACUUCACUCAGGAGAAAGGCCGUAAAAUGGUCAAGUGUGUUGUUCGGAUAAUUCUCAAAGGUCUUAUUUAUAGGAAGACGAGACUUCACUCAGGAGAAAGGCCGUAAAAUGGUCAAGUGUGUUGUUCGGAUAAUUCUCAAAGGUCUUAUUUAUAGGAAGACGAGACCCCACUCAGGAGAAACCCCGUAAAAGUUUCAAGUGUGUGGCUCAGAUAAUUUUCGAGACGAGUCUUGACUUAGGAAAAACGUAAAGUGUCAAGUUUGUGGUUUGGAUCAUUCUCAAAGGUAACAUAUACGGGUAGUAGAGGCACUCAGGAGAAACGCUAUAAUAGUGUCAAGUAGGGGUUCAAAUAUUACUAAAAAUUCUCAUUUAUGGGAAGACUAGACUCCAGUCAUGUGAAACGCCGUAAGCAUGUCUGGUAUGUGGUUUGGAUAAUUCCCAAAGGACUCAUUUACGGGUGCAUGAGAUUUCAUUCAGGAAGAACGUCUUACAAGUGUAAAGUGUGUGGUUCGGAUAAGUCUCAAAGGUCUCAUUUACGGGUAGGCGAGAAAUCUGCACGCAGGAAAAACACUGUAAUAGUGUCAAGUAGGAGUUCAGAUAAUACUCUUAAGGUCUAUUUUGCGGGUAGACGAGACUUCACUCAGGAGAAACGCCGCUGUAUGUGUCAAGUGUGUGGUUCGGAUAAUUUUCAGGCUCAUGUUCGCAUUUACAGGUACAUGUAGACGAGACUUCACUCAGGAGAAACGCCCUAAAUCUGUCAAGUGCGUGGUUUGGAUAAUUAUGUAAGGUCUCAUUUGCGGGUUCACGAAACUUCAUUCAGGGGAAACGCCGUUACAAGUGUCAAGCGUGUGGUUCGGAUAAUUUUCAGGCUCAUGUUCGCAUUUACAGGUAGUCGAGACUUCACUCAGGAGAAACGCCGUUUUAUGUGUCAAGUGUGUGGUUCGGAUAAUUUUCAGGCUCAUGUUCGCAUUUACAGGUAGACGAGACUUCACUCAGGAGAAACGCCCUAAAUCUGUCAAGUGCGUGGUUUGGAUAAUUAUGUAAGGUCUCAUUUGCGGGUUCACGAAACUUCAUUCAGGGGAAACGCCGUUACAAGUGUCAAGCGUGUGGUUCGGAUAAUUCUAAGGUGUCAUUUGCAGAUACACGAGACCUCACGUUAGUGAAAAAGCCAUGUACAAGUAUAUAAGUAUGAUACAUAUCACAUUGUAGUGAAGAAUGUAGUGGAAUAUAUACAAUGUAUAUAUAUGUGUGUUAACAGCACAUUACGCCUUUGAAAAGGUGGUUCACAGUCUGACGUUACACCAACGUAAAAUGUGAAGUUUUAUAAUAUUGACACAUUAAAAAAAUAAUAUUUGAUAUGAAUAUAUAUGAGGUCAUAUCAUGGUAUCAUAUUUUCUUGCAGGGCUGUCUUUCUACAAUUUGGGAAUUGGGCCGUGGCCACGAGAUAGGGAAAAUUAUAGUUAUUUUUCAUACAAUGGGAAAUUUUGCAAGUUGACCGAAACUUAACAUAAACAUGAUUUAAUUUAAGUUGAUGUACAUGUAAUAUACAUGUAUCAAAACGCGGUACACAUGGUAGUGUCAAUUUUAAAUAUACCUUUUAUUUACAUUUUGUCUGCACUCAUUCUUUUCAAUGGUUGAAUAUUUUGAGAUUAUGGAGGGCAAUUGUACAAUAAAAUGGUAAAAAAUACACUCCUUUAAGUUUGGCUUUGGGGCUGCUGCCUUUUAUGACCCAAAAGACAGCCCUGUCUUGUUACAACACUUUGUGAACAAAUUAAAGUGGAAUAAAAUCAGUAUGUUAAAUGGACCAUAUGUUAGUCAUAGAACGGAACUUAUUUUAUAUCAGAUAUAUGAAAAAUGCAAGAAUUUGUAGAAAUACCCCUAAAGAUAUAUGACCAUCAUUUAGACAUUAAUGAUAAAUGAAUAAUGUUAAAGAUAUUUUUCUAUAGAGCCCAAUUUUUCAACCCCUAUCUGCUAGCUUAACACAGUUGCUGUCAUUUCAUUUUGUAAAUCUUGAUGUCUUCUAUUUAAAAUCCGUACGUUGAUGUUGAGAGGCAUUCACUGGCAAGUUUUCUGAUUCUGUGAUUAACUAUGUAUUUUUUAUUACUCAUAAUUUAUGUGUUAACAAAUGAAAAUGUUUUUGCUAUGUAUUACAAUGUAGAUAUUAUUUUAUUUGAAAAAUAGUUCCAUAUAUACGUGAGCCUUACUUUACAAUGACUAUUAUAACGAAUAUACCGGUAUUACAUUUAAUGUUGUCAUCAUUUCCACUUUUACAGAGACUGAGGACGGUAGUCUUUAGUUUACAUAAUCUAAGCCAUGUUGAUGUCGUUGGCGUUCACCCAGUGCCAUUGAACCGGGUUUAUGUUAAAACAUUUUGCUUCUGAGUUUGUUUCUGUAGUUUUUCACAUAUAAGUAUUAUGUAUGCACAACUUCAGGGUUUACGCUGGCGAUCGUAAAUGGCGCCAAAAUCGCAAAGGUGGCGACAGUUCAUUAAUUCUGGCGAUUUUUAUUGCGACAACGUUAUGUUUCGCUUUUAUAUAGUAACGUGGACGCCCUAUUGAGCAUAAGCCAACAUCAUGAUUAUUGUUUUCGGUGAAAUGCGUGAAUAUUGUCACUUGAAAAAAAAAAUAGUUUGUAUUUUUAAGAUGCAAAGAAACACCACACAAAUGACGCCAGUAUCAGAUUUAAGUAUUUCCUUUCCCAAAAGUUGAAUAGAUUAUAUUCAUUCAAUUUAACAAAGCAGACGGGUAUUUUUAUCGAAACGCUUCUUUUGUAAGUUUUUAGUAUUUUAAUGAAGCUUAUUAUUUAUGAAGCUUUCUGUAUGUUUUUUAUUGACUUAUUGAUAGUUUAGCUUUUACUGUUCUUUUUUGUAUUCAGAAAGUAGCGGUUUAAAAUUGAAAAUAUAUUGUGCAUCACAUUUGUUUUUGUAAAAUGAGGAAUGGAGGACAAAACUUCCUACACUAUUUUGACUGGUUGGAAAAUAUCCCAAAACAGUUUGGCAUGGUUGGCAAAGCAUCCCAGCUAAUUCUGACACUCAACGCCCAUGAGGAAUAAUGUAACAAUCACUUACAAUUAAUAAUAAUUUAAUAUACAUGUGUAUAUUUUUUAUCCUUUGUUGUGGUUAUAAAUGUGUGUCCAUAUUAUCAAACAUUUAUGGGAUCUCAUGUCCUGGAUGAUAUGUUUUGUCCACCUUGCCAAAAUGGAAUGGGAGGUUGUGUCCACCCAGUCAAGAACGACAUGGGUGGUUUUGUCAAUGGGAUGCUUUGUCCGCCUCCAGUAGAGUGUGAAAUUAGUUUGAUCUAUACUUUUCUUGUGUUUUCAUACAGUUUUAAGUGUGACCGUUUGAAGUGUGACCGUUUGAAGUGUGAGCCUUUUUAUGUAAACUUAAAAACGUACAAAAUACAUUCCUUCUUGUGAAUCCUUUCCUCUGUUUUAUUUUCUUUCUAUUCUUCUUUUUCAGGUAAAAUUAAAGGGACUCGCUCAUGUGUUAUGAAAUGCACGUUUUUAUGGCGAGAUAAAUUGUUGCAAAUCAAUAGGAGUGUUGAAACUACAUGUACGAUAUUGACAGCUGGAACCCUUCAGCAAAUUUUGAUAUUUGUUUAUAUAUCGUCUUUGAACACCACAGUUUUGAAUACCGAAACGAACGGAGUUCAGUGAUUCGUUGUAGCGUGAUUUGUUGAUUGCCAUAUCACGUGAUGUUUUCAAUGUAUUCUUAAAAAUGUCAAACUAUCCAUCAACAGUUGUAUUAUUUUUUUGGACCUUGUUAAGUUUGGAUGUCAGUUGUCUAAUAUAUUUGUUUAAUUAACCGGCGUGGGGUCGAUAUCAAAGAGUAAAAUUAAAAUAUAUUGAUGUUUGCAGAUACAUAACCCUGGAAACAAAUUGGUCCAAAAACAUCAGUGAGUUCCUCUUCCAGCUCUUAACCUUCCUCUCUGUGUGGCUACUACCAUUCUUCAAACGCUUUUAACCACCUUCUACUUCAUAUAUAUUUGUCAUUCACCUUUCACCUUAUCCAUCAAAUUAUUACGAUAACAUAAUCAACAAAUAAUUUCAACGUUUACGCCAUUACAAGCGUCUUGAAAGAGUGAUAAGAACGGGGCAUAGUAUAAGCUAACUAGCUUCCUUCUCAAUCCUGUCGGAUUUAUUUUGUGUUUUUUUUUGCAUGUAGCAAUUGUUUACCUGUCAUGUAUUAUUACCUCAGAAACUCAUUUAUUAUUGAUUAUGCUUUAUAUAUGUGUAUCCUUGCAAUGCUCUUUUGGAAUAAAUACU
Mya arenaria is the source of this 6416-nucleotide messenger RNA. RefSeq names its product gastrula zinc finger protein XlCGF8.2DB-like. NCBI's taxonomy places the organism in Eukaryota, Metazoa, Mollusca, Bivalvia, Myida, Myidae. Gene Ontology annotation, biological process: regulation of transcription by RNA polymerase II. Gene Ontology annotation, cellular component: nucleus. The coding region runs from base 765 to 1637 and encodes 290 amino acids. The record is from RefSeq and is a predicted model, not a curated record. The transcript has 2 exons. Gene Ontology annotation, molecular function: sequence-specific DNA binding; DNA-binding transcription factor activity, RNA polymerase II-specific.